Molecule: messenger RNA, 834 nt
Organism: Racocetra persica
Lineage: Eukaryota; Fungi; Glomeromycota; Glomeromycetes; Diversisporales; Gigasporaceae
Source: the annotation of a GenBank genome assembly
AUGUGCCAAUACAGAAUUAUACUUUUAAACAUAGCAGAUGAAAUAGAAGAUACCAUUAUUAUUAAUAAUCAAAGGCCAAAAGCUUAUCGGUGGUGUUCUAAAAAUGGUUCUACAACUACAACUAUUGUUGUAGAGAAUUUAAAAAUAUCUGAUAAAUACAAAAAAGGAGGCAUAAUAUCAAAAAAAAAGUAUCGCAAAAAAGUUGAUAUUGCUAUUUCUUUCAGAGUUGAUAAAGAAAAGAAUAAAAAUGGAGAAAAAAAUUUUGGAUAUCUUUAUUCCUUACUUGGCAAAGUGAAGCUUCCAGAAAUUAAUGGUGAAAAAGAUUACAAAAAAAACAUUCGAGCUUUAAAUGAUAAUUUUAAUACAAUUAUUAAACAUUACUCUAAGAGAGCAAAAAAAAAUUCAAAGAAGCUAUAUGGACUAUUUGAUGGUAUUAAACUUGGAGGAAUACAUACAUCAGAAGGAGAAAUAUAUCUUUUUCAAUAUGUAAGAUUCACAAACCAGAACUUUGGUAUUCUAUCUGAUAUCUGUUCAGCUAAGAUUCCUUCAAAACCUGAAGUUCAGCACGCAGGCCAAAUAAUUGACUUUCUUUAUUGUGAAGCUAAAAUUCUUUUAAAAUCUGACAACAUUUCAGAUUCAAUCUUUUUGCUGAGUUUAUUGAUCUAUAUUAAGGUGACCAUUAAUGAAAACUUAAAUAUUUUAAGAAAAAUUGAAAAGGAAAUUGAAAGUAUUAAGAAAUUUUACAACAGAAGUAAAGAAAAUCAAAAUACACGAGACUUUCUUAUGAAUGCUGUUCAAGUAAUGCCAUCAACACCUCUGAAAAACUUUAAAUAA